Molecule: messenger RNA, 997 nt
Organism: Fomitiporia mediterranea MF3/22
Lineage: Eukaryota; Fungi; Basidiomycota; Agaricomycetes; Hymenochaetales; Hymenochaetaceae
Exons: 3
Coding region: 68-823 (251 amino acids)
Source: RefSeq, a predicted model, not a curated record
AGUCGAGCAUAUCCUCAGCCAGCAACACUCAAGGCAUCCUUACCUUUCUCCAACCAGUAACAGUACCAUGUCCGACUACAACGACAACUCUUACGGACGCGACUCUGAUCGCCAGGGAAACAACUACGGGUCGAGCGACAACUCUUACGGUGGAUCUGGUCGUGACCGCGAUAAUAACAACCACGGCUCCAGCGACAAUACCUACGGGGGUUCUGGCCGCGACAACAACGAUAGCUCGUAUGGAUCUAGUGACAACUCAUACGGUGCUUCACGCCGCGACGACGACUCGUACGGCGGGUCGAACAACGACUCUUACUCCAAAAGUGGCUCAGAUACCUACGGUUCAAGCGGCAACACGUACGGAGAUGACUCGCGCAAGGACUCGAACAACGGCUCUCGCGAUGAUGAUAAAUUUGGCUCCAGUGGCAAUACCUACAGUAGUAACUCAGGAAAUGACUCCAAUUACGGCUCAGGCAACAAUGGCGGAUAUGGAUCUCGCCAGAAUGACAACGACUCCAGCAACUAUUCUUCCAGUGGCCAACAAGACAACAGUUAUGGCUCCUCCAGAAACGCGGACUCGUCUGGAUUUGAUAAUUCCACGUCCGGAAACCGCGACAGCAACUUUAACACAAGUUCCUUCACAUCCAACAAUAAUCAGGACUCACACAGUAGCAACCAGGAUUCAAGCGGCGGAAAUGGCGAUUUCAUCGAUAGAGGUGUCGAAUAUGCCGCAAAGAAAGCUGGCUACGACGUCUCGCAGGACACAGCAGAGAAGAUCAGCGGCGGCCUCCGCUCUGCCUUCGGGAAGGCCACAGGCCAUUAGCGUUUCGUGGUAGUUUAGGAGGGAACAGUUGAGAAUGGUUGGUGUACACUAACACCCAAGUUGUAGCGGACUCUAAAGGACUAGUCUUUGGAUUCGCUGAAUUGUACAUUACCUAAGUCUAUGAACAGAGUGCGUGGGACAAUUAUUAGGAGAAUAAACGAGAUAAAUCGAGGG